This is a messenger RNA of Triticum dicoccoides, 1585 nucleotides long. RefSeq names its product UPF0481 protein At3g47200-like. Lineage: Eukaryota; Viridiplantae; Streptophyta; Magnoliopsida; Poales; Poaceae. The transcript has a single exon. Bases 1 to 1554 code for a protein of 517 amino acids. The record is from RefSeq and is a predicted model, not a curated record.
AUGCAGCAAGUACCUUGGGAGUAUCAGCUGGCCGUGGCCGAUUACUGGAAUGGGGGUCCGGCGGCCAUGGAGCCAGCAGCUACUGCAUGGGUUCCUGGCCUCCCUCUGGAGAUGACAGUCGCUGCUCCUGCUGCUAGCCACGGUGAUCUGGCCGUCAGCUCCAGCGGACGGCAGCACCAGCACCAGCUGGUCAUGGUGGAGAGCACCACUGACAAUCACCAUGGCCGGUACGAAUGGAGCGGUCCGGUGGAGGCGUUCGAGGAAGCAGCGCGGGCGUUCGAGGACAAGCUCGGCAUGGCGGAGACGAAGAUCCAUCUGUUCCCGGUGAGCAUGGUGGACCUCGCCGAGCGCUACGCCGCGCCCAGGACCGUCUCCAUCGGCCCCUACCACCACGGCCUGAGCCCCGCCGUCCUGCAGAUGGAGAGCACCAAGCACGUGGCCUCCUGGCACUUCGUCAGGGCCUCGGGCCGCUCCGUCGAGGAGGUGUACGCCGCGGUCUGCGCCGUCGCCGACGAGGCCCGCGGCUGCUACGACGAGGGCAGGGUGCGGGGUCUCGCUGACGACGACUUCAAGCCCAUGAUGUUCUUCGACGGCUGCUUCCUGCUGCAGUACCUGCUGUUCGCGUGCACGGACGGCGACGACGACGACGACGAGGAGGGGAUGGCAGUAGACCCGGCGCUGAGGAGCGCCUUCAGCUCCGACUCCGACCGCAUCUUCUCCGACGUCGUGCUGCUCGAGAACCAGCUCCCGUGGGUGGUGGUCGAGACGCUCAUGAGCUUCGUGCCCGCGCCCGGCCUGGACCUGCCGAAGCUCGUCGGACGCGUGAAAGGCUCCCUGCAGGCCCGGCAGGCCCUCGGCGAGAAACCUCCCGCGUGGGACAGCAGCUACACGCCGCCGCACCUCCUCGGCCUCCUGCGGCACUACAUCGUCGGAACCGGCACCAAGCUCUCGUCCGACUCCUCCUCCCGCGGCCUAUCCGAGAAGGCCGAGAAGGUGUCCAUCUCCGUGAGCGCCGUGGAGCUCGCGGAGAUGGGCAUCCAGCUGACGGCCACCAAGACGGGGGCGGAGCUGAAGGAGAUGGGCGUCAAGAAGGGGUUGCUCUCCGGCGAGCUCUUCCUGGCGCCGCUGUCCCUGGACGACGCGAACGCGGGGUUCCUCGUCAACAUGGCGGCGCUGGAGCUGUGCACGACUCCGGACUUCUACGAGGCCGACGAGGAGCGGUCCACCGUGUGCUCGUACCUCUGCCUGCUGGGCAUGGUGACGGACCGCGUGGAGGACGUGCAGGAGCUGCGCACGAAUCACAUCUUGCAGGGGGGAGCGGGGCUGACCAACGAGGACGCUCUCCGCCUCUUCAUCAGCCUGGAGAAGCACCUGCGGCCCGGGAGAUGCUACGUCCGCACCAUGCUGGCCAUCGAGAACUACAGGGUCCAUAGGCCGGUGCGCACCAUGGUGUACAGGUUUGGCUACAAGAACAUGAAGACUAUCGUCACCGUGCUGACCAUCGUUGGCGCACUUGUCGGUUUACUCCAGGCAGUCAAGCCUAAAAAUAACUAAAGUAGUGAUCUAAACGCUUUUAUAAAAGUUU